Molecule: messenger RNA, 2266 nt
Organism: Spodoptera frugiperda (fall armyworm)
Lineage: Eukaryota; Metazoa; Arthropoda; Insecta; Lepidoptera; Noctuidae
Gene: AIF
Product: apoptosis-inducing factor 1, mitochondrial
Exons: 8
Coding region: 208-2178 (656 amino acids)
Biological process (GO): apoptotic process; mitochondrial respiratory chain complex assembly
Cellular component (GO): mitochondrion; cytoplasm
Molecular function (GO): protein dimerization activity; NAD(P)H oxidase H2O2-forming activity; FAD binding
Source: RefSeq, a predicted model, not a curated record
AUAUAAAACUGACAACUGUCAAAAUCGUGAAACAGUUUUCUAACCUAGCGUUGAACAUAAUUUCACAACAGUUUUUAAAUAUUUCAAAGAUGUAUGAGAACGAGUAUAUUUAUUUUAAUUGAAUUUACAUUCUUCUAAAUAUUUUUAUUCUAUAUAGAAGUAAAGUUCCUCUCGUGUACGCGCGAAGUAAGAAAAAAUAGUUUAGUAAUGCUUAGAGCGAGAGCGGUAUCUGCAAUUUACAUCGAGAGCCAAGCCCUCGAACUGCUCUCCGCGGCAAGAAGAGAUGUUUACAAACUAUUCCGUUCCAGUUCCCUGUGCAGUCAGGCAUCUGCGUCACAGCUGCCAAGGAAAAUAAAGCGCUAUAGAACGACAGUGUUAACGUCCCCAAGAGGUGGGUCGGAGCAUGCCGCGGCGCAAGCUGCCAGUGCCCCGGCCGGGGGCGGCGGCGGCAGGGUCCCGGCCGGCGGCGGCGGCAGUGGCGGCGCCAGGCAGGCGGCGCGCCGCUCCUGGACACUCGCCGCCACCGCGCUCACGGUCACGGCAUCCCUCGGCGGGGUGUACUUGUACCGAAAACUGAGUGAAGAGAAAAAGGACAUAACCGACUCAGAGGAGCCGCGCGCUGCCAGCGCUCCCAGCGCGGUGCCGGAGCCCGAGCCCGUGCCCGGCGACGGCGCCGCCUUCCCCGCGCACGUACAGUACCUGCUGGUGGGCGCCGGCACCGCCUCCUUCGCCGCCAUGCGCGCCAUCCGCUCCGCGCGGCCCGACGCGCGCGUCCUGCUGGUGGGCACGGAGCACGAGCUGCCCUACAUGCGGCCGCCGCUCAGCAAGGAGCUGUGGCGCGAGCCCGACCUGGCCGCGCGCGCGCCCCACCUGGACGCGCUGUCCUUCCGCCAGUGGAACGGCCGGCGCCGCGCCGUGGCCUACGAGCCCGCCGCCUUCUACGCCGACGUGGAGCAGCUGCGGGACGCGGGCGGCGCCGCCGUGGCGCGCGGUUGGCGCGUCGUGCGCGUGGACGCGGCGCGCCACGAGGCCGAGCUGCGCGCGCCCGGCCGCGCGCCCGUCACGCUGCGCUACGACAAGUGCCUGCUGGCCACGGGCGUGCGCGCGCGCCGCACCGAGGCGCUGCGCGACGCGGCGGCGGCGGGGCGCGCGCUGGCGCUGCGCGGCGUGCGCGACGCGGCGCGGCUGGCGCGCGCACUGGAGGAGCCGGGCGUGCGGCGCGUGGCCGUGCUGGGCGGCGGCUUCCUGGCCUGCGAGCUGAGCGCGGCGCUGGCGGAGCGCCUGGCGCCCGAGGGCCGCACGGUGACGCAGCUGUUCCGCGAGGCGGCGCCGCUGGGCGCGGUGCUGCCGCCGUACCUGGCGGCGGAGGCGGCGCGGCGGCUGCGCGCGGCCGGCGUGCUGCUGCGGCCGGGCUGCGAGCUGCUGCGGGGCGAGCUGCGCGAGGACGGCGUGGCGCUGCGCCUGGCGGACGGGGCGGACGAGGCGGCCGACCUGGUGGUGGAGUGCGUGGGCAGCGAGGUGGAUGACGACCUGGCGCGGGCGUCGGGGCUGGAGACGCACCCCGAGCUGGGCGGACUGCUCGUCAACGCGGAGCUGCAGGCGCGUAGCGACGUGUACGCGGCGGGCGACGUGGCGUGCUUCUACGACGUCGUGCUGGGACGGCGCCGCGUGGAGCACCACGACCACGCCGUCGUGUCCGGCCGCCUCGCCGGCGAGAACAUGGCGGGGCUCGUCCCGCCCAAGCACUACACGCACCAGAGCAUGUUCUGGAGCGACCUCGGCCCACAGCUCGGUUACGAGGCCAUCGGCAUCAUCGACUCGCGGCUACCCACAGUGGGAGUCUUCUCGGCGGACGCCGUCUCCGAAGAAGCUGGCGCCGCACAGCUAGCCGCCGCGCAUGACGCCAGCGGCGCCGCCGUCGCGGUGCCCGCCAACGACGUGGCUGUGGCGCCCAGCGCGGGGCCCAGCGCGGGGCCCAGCGCGGGGCCCGGCACGGAGGCGGAGGCGCGGCGGUACGAGCGCGGCGUGGUGUUCUACCUGCGCGAGCGCCGCGUGGUGGGCGUGCUGCUGUGGAACCUCUUCAACCGCAUGCACGUGGCCCGGCAGGUGCUGGCGCAGGGCGAGUUCGAAGACCUGUUCGAGGUGGCCAAGCUGUUCUCUCUGCACGAGGACGAGUAGAGGACACACCGGGCCCGGGAGUCGCACGCAUUUAUCUGUUAUAUUUGUAAAUAACUAAUAUAAAACAAUAAAACUGAUCUAGUGACUA